Messenger RNA from Cadophora gregata, 825 nucleotides. RefSeq lists its product as uncharacterized. Gene Ontology annotation, cellular component: 90S preribosome; nucleus. The transcript has 4 exons. The record is from RefSeq and is a predicted model, not a curated record. Bases 1 to 825 code for a protein of 274 amino acids. Lineage: Eukaryota; Fungi; Ascomycota; Leotiomycetes; Helotiales; Ploettnerulaceae.
AUGUCUAUUGACGAUGACCUACAAGAGCCUCUCCUUGAGCGGAUGAGCGCCUCACCCGAGCCAGCUACCACCACAGAUUCUUCAAAGAAACGAAAGCGCGGGGAAGUAGAGCAAGGUGCAAAGAAGGCUGCGAAAAAAGCAAAGAGCAAGAAGGCAAAGGCAAUUGAGGAGGAUGAGUUGGAUCUGGAGGCUGGAAUCAACAAGGCAUUUUCAAACAUGGACAGUCAAUUGUUGGCAGACUAUGUGGCACAGCGGACGAGGAAGCACGAGAGCGAAUUGUCAACGAUAGAGCUUGAAGAUAAAUACCUCCCAGCGACUGCAAUUGAAGAUACGACUUCUUGGUCAAAGCCUAGAACACUUGAUAAUCUCCCCGGUUUCUUGGAGAAGUUCGCAGGAAACUCCACGAAACUUUGGUCGGCGUCUAAGAAGAAUGGUGCACCUCACACAAUAAUAGUUGCCGGAGCAGGAUUGAGAGCGGCGGAGAUUGCAAGGGAGAUGCGAAAAUUCCAGACGAAGGAUGCAACAGUUGCAAAAUUAUUUGCAAAGCACAUCAAGAUCCAAGACUCCAUAAAGUUUCUGAAGUCUACAAGAACAGGAAUUGCAGUUGGAACGCCUACGCGGCUGAAGGACUUGAUGGAUGAUGGCGCAUUGCAAGUGGAUCGAUUAGAGAGGAUAGUCAUCGAUACUUCACACAUCGACGUAAAGAAGAGGGGAAUACUGGAGAUGAAGGAGACUCAAGUGCCACUGACUGUUUGGUUACUCCAGAAAGAGUUCAUGGAUAAGUAUGGAGCCAAGGACGGAGGCAUUCAGUUGCUAUUCUACUAG